AUGGAGACAUUUUUCAAAGCACGUAGUAUACCAGUUAGUUUUCGAAUUGCUUUUAUUGGUUUAUUAGGAAUUAUAUUUUGUCUUAUUGGUGCAGCAGGCAUAGUUUUAUCUAUAAUUGAGUUGUUUCAUGGUCGACCAAGUGUUUCUCAUUAUGAUGAAAGUCACGGUGGUUUAAAAGUUGAAAAUCCACUAUGGCCAUCAUCAGGUAAAGGCUUUUGGGUUGGUCUUGUAUUGUUAGUGACAGGACUUGUUGGUAUAUUAGCAUCUCGGGAAUGGACUCCUCCAUCAAUUUUUGGAUUUACUGCACUUGCUGGUGCGUCAACUAUUCUUUCAUUCUAUUUAAUGAUAACAUGUAUUAUACCUGUUCAUUAUGAUACGAAAUAUUCUGAUACAUCAAGACCUCGUUGGCAAUUAAAUGAACUUAGUAUUAAUUCAUUAUUGAUUGCUGUUGGAGGAUUUGGUACUAUUUUAGGUGCAAUAUCAACUCUUGUUGGGAGUUAUUUUAUUGGUUGUUGUGUUAAUCAACGUGAUAAAAAUGAUUACAUUGAUGAACCUAAUAGAAUUGCAGAAACAUUAUUUAAUAUUGAUGAUUUAUGUCCAACAAAUGCACCUAAACGAUGUGAAUGGUGUAAAGGCCCAUAUCAUAUUCGAAAACGUUGUCCAAAAUUAGCAGCAUUAGCAAAUGAAAAUGAAAAGAAAAAACGAACAACUAAUUAUAAUGAACAACAAUCUUAUAUGAAUAAUCAUUCAACAUAUUUAUCAAACAAUGUUCAAGAUAAUAUACGAUAUUAUAAUAAUACUCGUAAUGGAUAUAAUCAACCGAAGUCUGCUCCACCUAAUCAACGUCCUUUUCAAUAUGCAGUCAAUGAAAAAUCAAGAGAAUUUCAUAAUUCAUUUGAACAAUCAACAAAUAAUUCACGUCGUUCAUAUCCAUAUAAUCAUUAUAGAAAAGAAUGUUAUAUUUGUAAAAGUACCGAACAUCUUAAAGCAGAGUGUCCAUCACAAAAGAAACAUGCAGUUCAACAGCAAAAAUUUUCUAGCUAA
Messenger RNA from Rotaria sp. Silwood2, 1044 nucleotides. The record is from the annotation of a GenBank genome assembly. NCBI's taxonomy places the organism in Eukaryota, Metazoa, Rotifera, Eurotatoria, Philodinida, Philodinidae.